CGGACGCGCGGGUGCCCCAGGUUGGUGUCCGCCGCUGGGGUGAUCUGGCGCAGAUCGGAGGAGGCGCUUGGGGCCCAUCUCCUGCUCCUCCCUCCCCUUUGCUUGCGGCCUCCCAGAGGUCGGCCCAUCUCCUGUGGCCUCCGUGAAAUGUGGAUGACGCCCAAGAGGAGCAAAAUGGAAAUCGACGAGUCUCGGGCGUUCCGGGCCGAGUGGACCCAGCGGUACCUGGUGGUGGAGCCUCCGGAGGGCGAGGGCGCCUUGUGCCUGGUCUGUCGCCGCCUGGUCGCAGCUACCGGCGAGUCCGACGUCAAGCAGCACUACGAGGCCGAGCACGAGUACUACGAGCGGUAUGUAACGGAGGACGAGCGCACGGCGCUGGUGGAGCGUCUGCGUCGGGGCGGCUUGCCGGAGGCCGCCCCGCUCACUCCGGAGCAGAGAAUAGCUCGUGCAGGCCUGGGACUCGCCCGCCUCUUGGCCUUGAAGGGUUGCGGCUGGGGCGAGGGGGACUUUGUGCACCGGUGCAUGGCGGUGAUGCUGAGCGACGUGCUGCCCGACCACGUAGGCAUUAUGGAUGGCAUCGAUUUGUCUCCAGAGACCACGCGGCAGCGAGUCCUGGACAUUCACCAGAAUCUACGCAGUCAACUUUUUAACCGAGCCAAGGACUUUAGAGCCUAUUCCCUUGCCUUGGACGACCAGGCUUUUGUGGCCUAUGAGAACUACCUGCUGGUCUUUGUCCGCGGCGUCGGCCACAAUUUGGAGGUACACGAAGAGCUUCUGACCAUAAUCAACCUGACUCAUCACUUCAGUGUUGGCGCCCUCAUGGCGGCAAUCCUUGAGGCCCUGCAGACGGCCGGGCUUAGCCUGCAGCGCAUGGUUGGACUGACCACGACCCACACUCUGAGGAUGAUUGGUGAGAACUCUGGACUGGUGUCAUACAUGAGAGAAAAGGCUGUAAGCCCCAACUGUUGGAAUGUGAUCCACUAUUCGGGAUUUCUUCACUUGGAACUGUUGAGCUCCUACGAUGUGGAUGUUAAUCAGAUCAUAAAUGCCGUAUCUGAAUGGAUAGUUUUGAUUAAGACCAGAGGCGUGAGGCGGCCGGAAUUUCAGGCUUUACUGACUGAAUCUGAAUCAGAGCACGGUGAAAGGGUUAACGGACGCUGUCUGAACAACUGGCUUAGGAAAGGGAAGACUUUGAAACUAAUAUUUUCCUUAAGAAAAGAGAUAGAAACAUUCUUGGUCUCGAUAGGAGCCACGACGGUCCAUUUCACAGACAAGGAAUGGCUCUGUGACUUCGGCUUCCUGGUGGAUAUUAUGGACCACCUUCGAGAAAUUAGCGAACUAUUGAGAGUGAACAGAGUCUUUGCUGCCGCUGCCUUUGACCAUAUCUGUGCCUUUGAAGUGAAGCUGAAUUUACUUCAGAGACAAGUCGAGGAAAAAAAUUUGACCAACUUUGCUGCCUUGAGCCAAGUGGUUGAUGAGCUUAAAGAGAAUCUUCAAGAAGACGAAAAAGUACUCGAUCUUGAGAGGUAUCGAGGGGUGAUCUGUCGCCUACAGAAAGAGUUUGAACGACAUUUCAAGGACCUCAAGUUCAUUAAAAAGGACUUAGAGCUUUUUGCUAAUCCAUUUAGCUUUAAACCUGAAUAUGCACCUAUUUCAGUAAGGGUGGAACUUACAAAACUUCAGGCAAAUGCUAGCCUUUGGGAGGAAUACAGAACCAAAGAUUUAGGGCAGUUCUAUGCUGGGCUGCCUGCCGAAUCUUUCCCGAUUAUCAAAGGGGUUGCCUGUAAGGUGGCAUCCUUGUUUGAUAGCAGCAAAAUCUGUGAAAAGGCUUUUUCAUAUUUGACUCGAAACCAACACACUUUGAGCCAGCCUUUGACAGACGAACACCUCCACGCCCUGUUUCGGAUUGCGACCACUGAAAUAGAGCCACGCUGGGAUGAUCUUGUGAGAGGAAGAAAUGAAACCAAUCCAUAAACUCUUUAAGUACAACAUUGAAACACUCAACAAGAAUCCAAUGCUAAAAGCAAACAUCUAUUUGAUUUUCAAGUUUGCUAAUUUGGAUUGUGGGAAGGCACCAUCUUCUUCCAUCAAAAUUGAUCAUAAUUGAUACUCUUUAGACAGAUUUUUUUUUUUUUUUCCCCAUCUCAAGAAGCAGCAUGGGACUGACACCUGCAGACGCCUUUUUUUUUUUUCUAAAGCUGAAUUUCAUGGCAAAGUCAUUAUCUUUUGCUUUUAUGAUAUAAUUGUUUUUAAAGAAGUUUAGUACUAAUAAUGUGAGUUGAAUCAGAAGUCUGUUUUUAAGGUGUUUCGAAGAAACUUUUGCUCUUAUUUUAACCAAAAAGGUGUUAAAAUUCUGAUGCGUAUAGUCUGAAAGUAUCAACUCCUAAAAUAUAUGUUUGAGCCAGUUUGCAGAAACUCACAUAGCAACUGCAGAAGCUUCUUCAAAGGAGGAGGUGUUUUGUCUAAUUAUCAAAAUGUUUUUUUGGCUAUUUUUUUUUAGAGAUGUUUCUGAGUCUAAAUAUAUUUACUUACUUUAGACCUAUUUCCUCUCUCUCCCCUUCCCCUGCCCCAUGGUAGCGAUAAUGAUAUUAGUCAGAGGAGCAAGAAUUGUUUUAAAUUGCUAGUUUAAGAGGCUUUUACAGUUUGAAGAUCAGACUAACCAAUUUUUGGCAGUUUCCCCUGAAUGCUUCACAGUUGGGUGCCGUUUUUAUGAGCUUGCCUGUUAGAAGACUAUGGUAAGUAUAGACUCUUAGGGGCUGCCCACUAGUCAUUCUUUGUUGUACUCUAGACAGUUUGGCCCUGUCAAAAAGGAUGAGAAAGAGAAAAUGUUUGCAUCGCAGGAUCAGGAGGUGUGAGCUGUUUUAGCUUAUUUGUCACAUCAGCCUGGGCGCUAAGGCUUUAUAGAGAAAUCCUGCUAAAAGGCAAUCCUUUAUUUUAACGUGAUGUAUCAAAUGUUGUUUGUGACUUUAAAUGGAUUUAUUAUCAACUUGCCAUUGUCCCACACAUUGUGUAUUUAAGACUGCACAAGGGGAAAUAUUUUAACUCUGCAGAAGCAGCUUUAUUUACUGAUUGUAGCAGUUCCAUAUUUUUUAGUGAGACACCUGCUUUGGACUAAAACAGUAAUUUUCAAAUUUAUGUUAACCAUUAAAAAAUCUUACAGUAAAGCCAAAUAUGUGAAAUGAUUUAAGGACAGGACCCAACUUAGAGAUCCGCUCAAGUACAAUUUGAAAACUUGUGCUCAAGUCCUGUCUUAACUCUUGGAAUGCAUUUCUCUAUGGUCACUAAUUCAGCAAAUUCAAGGAACCAGAAUAAACAAGAAUUUAGAAGGAACGUGAAGCCUGAGCAAUCAAAAUAGAACCAAAAUCUUGCCAGUGGUUCUCAAUCAGACAGUAUCUCCUCCUUUAAAAUGUAGGGAGAUGAAGGAGACUUUUUAAUUGUGACAUUCAUUAGGAGGAAGUUCUGCUGGCGUGUAAGCAUGAAUGACACCCUCCCCUUGUGGUGCAUAGGAUAGCACAGCACAGUCAAAAUUCCUGCCAAAGUUCCAGCAGACCCCCCUCCACCCGAGUACAUCAUCUGAUUUUGAGGGAGAAGGCAAAUUACCGGUAGAAGCAGAAUUAGAAGGGCAAGUUAGGCUAAUUGAUAACAUUUGAUGGUGGAGACUAAUUCCAGCAUUCCAGAUUUGGCUGGUAAGAUACAGUCAAGGCCCUGAUAGGUUCUGGUAGCUCAGAAGAGCAUUUAUAAAUCAGUAGUUGGCACUGAGCCAGAUUAAAGGGCUCUGUUCUAUUACACUUAAUUACACAUGUUUUAUUACACACAAUUAGUUUAGGGCAGGAAAGAAAGUGUUCUAUAUUUCUAAGAUACUUAGCGAGAAUGGUCAAGUUAAGAUUUGGGUUAACAGGGAGUAAGCUUAAACAUCUGGAGAAACAGCAGAUUAGAAAACCAAAAAAGAACAAAAACAUCUGCCGGUAAUUUGCCAGUAGUUUGGAGUAUUCACUUUCAUGGCAGGUGCCUUAAUUGAAAGGAUAAUUGGAAGACCUGUAAGCUGCUUCUGCUUUCUAACUCCAGUUCCUCAAAUACUGAAGUUUUGUACAUUUUGUGAAGUUCCAUUAUAUGUUUUGCUUAGAGUGAUCAUAAAAUUAGUUCUGUAGUCACUGACUGUGGGGGAGGUAUAAGCCCAGAAUUUUAAAUUAACCCUGAACAGUAGAGAAUUUGCUAUGUAAAUUAGCCUUGUUUGUAAAAAGAAGUGUGUAUUUUGCUGUUUUCUGUACUAAGUAAUUCUGUAACUGCAUGGCAGUCUUUACAAGUUACUUUUUAUAAAAUAGCUGUUACUGGUCCUGUCAUAUCAGUGAAUAUAGUUAAAGUAAGUACUAUUUUUUUUAAAAAACUCUUGUCCCAGUAUCUCCCAUUCCUACUAGUUUUCUUCAAAGAUUUGUCUGUAUUCCUCCCUCCCAUACUGUGCUCCGAUCACUCUUCUAAGUUUCCCAAGUCCUUGUCAAUAUGCCUUCCCUCUUCCCACCCCUGACUGCCCUCCUUGAAAUGCUUGCUUAGUUUGGCUUUUGGGAGAGGCCAUCUCCAAGUACGCGUUCUACAUCUUCUUUGCAGGCACCUCUUUCCCUUAAACAUCUGUGUCCUUGGGAUUUUUUUAAUUUGGUUUUACGCUAUCUUGUUUACAUCAUCUCCUUAGCUGACCUUUUUUUUUCUUUCAUCCCUUCAGUUACCAACUGUAUGCAAAUGACUCCAACUUCAUGUCUCCUUUCUUGACCUUCCCUGAUUCCCAUAUCUAAUUGCUAACUCAAGUCCACUUUGCAUAGGCAUCACACAUGUCCUUGACCUUGUCCCCCAAACCUGCUCCUCUCCUGGUCCCUUUCUCUGUAAAUGGCACCACCACUGCCAGCCAUUCAGUUGGCACAGCCUGAGCCCCAAACUCAGGUCUCCAUGACCUUUCCCUCUUCAUCCAUCACAUCCACUCACACACGCCUUUCUGUGAAGUCUGCUGCCUACACAUUCCUCAGUUCUCCAGUGUACUCUGAUUCAGGCCGUCAGCCUACCUAAAUCACAGCAGUGGCCCCCUCCGUCUCCCUUUGUCUGGUUGUGAUCCCUUGUCACGCUGCAGCCAGAUUACUCCAGAAGUCUCAUCACUCCUUGCUUCACCCACUGCUCUUAGGAAAAGGUGCGGUUUAUGUGCCACUUCCUCCAGGAAGCCUUCAUCCAUUCCCUCUAGGCUAAGUGCCCCCACGAUGCCUCCCUAAAUACCCUGUUUCUCACCAGCCAUAUACUUAGCACACUGCAUCGAUCCUUCCUGUUGAUCCGUGCUACUCUGUGAGCUUUGCAAGCCUGGAGACCAUGUAUAUGCCUGCUCACUGCUACAUGUAAUGCUUAGCACAGUGCCUAACUUUUCAGUAAAUAUUUGGAUGAGUAAAUAUUUGUUCUACUUUUCCCAGCCCUUUCAUAGUCUUUGAUCUUCUCUAGUUCUGCCUUGACCUGCUUGCUGGGUAACUUAUCCACCAAUUGCCAAGUAAGAAAUGAAACUAAGUUCCUUGUGACUAGGGAAUUGUAUUCCUAGAAUUGAGUUCAGUGCUUGGCCUGUGGCUCAAAUAUUUACCAUGUGACUGUGUUGAGGAAACACUGCAGUUGGCCCUUGUAAACAUGAAGUAGUAAAAUGAAGUGUCCUCAUAGAAUCCACCGUGUACUACUGUCUUUACCUCCUUGAUAAUAGAAGUCUUCAUUUUUUCUUUCUUUCUAAUUUCUAAAGGCAGGCUUACAAAGGAACCUGGAUGAGAAAGAUCGGACAACCAUGUAGUGGACUAAAACAAUACUUCAGUUACAUUCGGUACCAGAAAAAGAUAAUACCUGCUUAAGAGUUAAUCCCUAUUUUCCUUCUGUAAGCAUCAACUCUGGGAGAAAACCACCUGCUCUUUUCCUUUACAGAUGGUUUCUGGCUCUUCUGGGAUUUUAAAGUAAGUAAAUUUCACAAAAUACGAGAAGAAGGACCCAGUCAGCCCUUCUGAUCACUAGAUACUCGGUUCACAUGCUUUCCUACUUGCAGAAUGUCAUCACUCAUCACCUCCCCAAGGAAGGUAACCCGGAAGUGCUAUGUGCUCAAUGUAUGCUGCUUAGAUUUGCUCUGUUUCUUUGCUUUCUUGGUCUCCUGCCUCUCUGAACUUAUUUUCUGGGUCACCUGGGCUUCCAGGUGUUGUGAAAGAGCCACACCCAUCAUCUCUUACAUUUUUUCAUUUUUUUCAUCUCUUGCUGAGCCGUUUUUUCCAGUUUAAGGGAUUAACUGGUGUUACACUCUUAACUGGACUUUUAGCCUGAGGCCCAUUAACUAAUUCAGAGAUUUUAACAGUAAGUGUGAUUGUCAUCCAUGAUCGGAUCCUUGCUGCAAAACUGGGUUUUACUCAACCUUUGGCAUAAAGGAUUUCUCAUUUUUAUCUCUCUCUCUAAUUGAGACGUAGCCUCUUCCUACGUCUUGAGUUUGUGAACUGUAUUCCCUUGUAUUUCUGCUUGCAAACUGAUGAACUCUUCUGAGUUCAUCCCUUUCCUGUCUGUUUUGUCAAAUGGGACCAACAGCUACCAUAAAAUAUUUUGUUUCCUUGUCUUAAAGAGAGAUUCUCUGCCUUCCAGAUUCUCUCCAGGGAAUUCUUCCAUUACCCUGCAGAAAUGACUUCUGUUCUCCGACAGCAACUUCCAGAAUGCCUGCCAACUAAGUCAGUGUUCAGUACUCUAGGUUUUUGAAAACAGAAACUCUUUCUGUCUCAAUGAGCUAGGCUGCCAUGCGGUAACAACCACAAGAUCCCAGCUUUUCUCUGGUAGUCUGGCGAGGGCCUCUGCUCUAAGUCGGGGGUUGAAGGCCAUGGGCAAGGUGUGUCCUACUGCCCGUUUCUCUAAAAGUUUAAUUGGGAGACAGCCUUGCCCAUUUGUUUCUGCCUUAUCUAUGACUGCUUUUCUGCUACCCUGGCAGAGUUGUGGGGUUAGAGAAGAAAGUGUGCAACCCACAAAAUGCAAAGUAUUCACUAUGUGACCCUUCAGAGAGUGUUCACUGACCCAGGCUUUAAGUGGUCCUCAUUCUAGGGCUCGAGCUGACCAAGCGGAUGUCACCUAGGCUGUGACUGCUCAUUUAGGGAAAUGAAAAAGUAGGACAAGUCACUCACAGGCCGUUUAAGCACUCUCACUGGCCAGAAGAGAUCCCACGGCCACGCCAAGUCCAAGGAGUGUGAUCCUUCCUCGUGCCUUGGAAGAGAACCAAAAAUAUUUGGAAGAUGAUACUACCAACGAACACAUAGCUAUAUUUCUCUCUCUCUCUGUCUAUAAAAUUUCUUUGAAAGUAUUUUUUCUUUUUAAUUGCGGUGAAAUUUAUGUUCAGUAAAAUGCAAAGACUCCAUGCACACCUUGUGGAUUUUUAUGCACACCCUAGAAUCCAUCAACCAAAUCAAGACCCGGAACACUUCAGCUCCCUGGUCGCGGCCCUCCUGUGCACACCCCCAGCCUGCCACAGAUAACCACUGUUCUGACCGUUAGCACCAGAGAUUAUAUUUGUUUUAAAGCUUCAUGUAAAUAUGAUAAUUCUGUGUACUCUUGUUCAACAUUGUAUCUGUGAGUUAUCCAUGUUGUGAUUCAUUUAUUAAUACUUCUGUGUAGUGUUCUGUCGUAUGACUUAUACAACAAUUUAUGAAUCCAUUCUACUGUUGGUGGAAAUUUAGGUUGUUUCCAGUUUGUAGUUGUUAAUGAAUAAAGUUCUUAUGAACA
Cervus elaphus (red deer) is the source of this 7746-nucleotide messenger RNA. It is a transcript of the gene EPM2AIP1, whose product is annotated as EPM2A interacting protein 1. Bases 148 to 1974 code for a protein of 608 amino acids. Lineage: Eukaryota; Metazoa; Chordata; Mammalia; Artiodactyla; Cervidae. The transcript has a single exon. Gene Ontology annotation, biological process: positive regulation of glycogen (starch) synthase activity; positive regulation of glycogen biosynthetic process; response to insulin. The record is from RefSeq and is a predicted model, not a curated record.